Messenger RNA from Drosophila bipectinata, 1507 nucleotides. Its product is annotated as calmodulin. Gene Ontology annotation, cellular component: myosin II complex; cytoplasm. Gene Ontology annotation, biological process: locomotion; post-embryonic development. Gene Ontology annotation, molecular function: myosin heavy chain binding; calcium ion binding. Lineage: Eukaryota; Metazoa; Arthropoda; Insecta; Diptera; Drosophilidae. The record is from RefSeq and is a predicted model, not a curated record.
AAAUCCCGCAAAUUUGUGUCAAUUUAUGCAGCCAGCCAUUUGCGCCAUUAAAAAUAACGCACACACAAUAUUUCGGAAUCGAUUUGUCAAUAAAAUUGGAGAGCACUGGCCAAGCACAUUUCAGUGACCGCCGAUCGUUGCAACCGGGCUGGCCCACCAGUCGUAUGAGUAAUUCUUGAAGUGCAACACAGGAAUCGCGUCCGAGUCGCUGUGCUGUCGCUAAGAAGUCGCGCGCGGCUCUCGGUGGUUGAAAGUGUCAGUGCUAUCAUUGGAAGAUAAUUGAUGACUUUAUAGGUUCAACUAUUGUGAAGUUCAUAAAUAAAUCAAAGAGUAAAUAUUUUUAUUCAAAAUGUCUAUGGACCCUUCGGUUUCCCUUGAGGAUCUGGAGCGACGUCGCCGUCGUGCCAGUACCGCCCGGAAGCAGUCACAAACCCCUCAGCCUCCAGCUCACCUGGCGGACUCGGAGGCCAUGGCCGUGAUCAAUGAGAUCUUUAAUCCCACGUUGAAGUUGCCGGAGUCCAGUGGCCACUACACCCUACCGGAGGAAAUGAGUGCCAACGAUCAGGUGUCGCCACAGGAGCUGGACAUUGCCAAGUUGGCCGAGUUGAAGGAAGUCUUCUCCCUGUUCGACACGGAUUGCGAUGGUCUGAUCUCAAAGGAGGAUCUCCGGUUCACGUACACCGCUUUGGGCAACGAACCGAACGAGCAGCUCCUGGAACAGAUGAUGCAGGAGGCGAACGAGCCUCUGGACUACGAGGCCUUUGUCCGGCUGAUGUGCAGACGCACUCAGGAGCUGGAUCCCGAGGACGUACUUCUUGAGGCCUGGAGCAAGUGGGACGAUCACGGCACGGGCAAGAUCGAUGAACGCAAGAUCUACGAAGAGCUGACCAACUACGGCGACAAAAUGACCCUCAGCGAGGCCAAGGAGGCUCUCAGUCAUGCUCCGAUGGCCAAGCCCAAGUCUCUGGAGGAACCGCCCAUGAUCGACUAUCCUGCUUUUUGUCGGAUGCUGGGAGGAAUGCGGAAACGGAAAGGAGAAUAACAUGGAAUGAUUUAUUAUUAUAAAGAGAUUAUGAAAAAUAUUAUCCCAAUUUUAAGAGGCUCCCAUGGAAGGAAUAUAAAUUUUACCACAUUUUUAAAAUUGUCUAAAAUUUAGGAAUUCUACAGAAAAAACCAAAAUUCUAAAUGAUUUUCUAAAAAAAACAGCUUUUUUCUUCCUUUUUUUUUGUAUAAACGUAUUUUAUUCACUUAUAGAUUCUUUCAUUAUAAUUUUUCACUUUAAAACUCUUUAUAUUAUUUUAUUUAAACUAAACUAUUUUCGAUCAUUCAUUUUAGAAUCCCUCAUUCGUCAUAUAUUUCAACCUCUAUCCUUUCUUUAUACAGAUUACAGAUAAAGAUCCUUUCCUAUAUAUCCUAUAGCAGCUGUUUCCAUUUGUGACAAUCGUAUUUUGUCGUAACGCCAACUUUUGUUCGACUUUUUAUCAAAAUAAAUCGUGAAGAACCAACA